AUGUCGUCUCUAAGGAAUUAUGUCCCUAGGAGAGCUCACAAAGAUCGAUUUCAGCCGCAAGCAAGAAAAAAAUUUGUGAUUCUUGAAAAGCCCAAAUAUUACCGACAGCGUGCAAAGGCAUACAACGCAAAGGAGAACAUUAUACAGAUACUCAAGGAGAACCCAGAUGAGUUCUACUUUAAUAUGAUCAGAACGAAGACUGUGAAUGGUGUCCACAUACCAGAGUUGGCGAGAAAAAGGAUGCAGGUUAGGACAAUAUCAUUUAUGUACAUGUACAUUCUUAUAGAACUAGGAACUUGA
Molecule: messenger RNA, 300 nt
Organism: Papaver somniferum (opium poppy)
Lineage: Eukaryota; Viridiplantae; Streptophyta; Magnoliopsida; Ranunculales; Papaveraceae
Product: probable U3 small nucleolar RNA-associated protein 11
Exons: 3
Coding region: 1-300 (99 amino acids)
Biological process (GO): rRNA processing
Cellular component (GO): nucleolus; small-subunit processome
Source: RefSeq, a predicted model, not a curated record